AUGGAACUGGAACCAAACUCCACAUCUUUAAACCACUCUGAUGGAACAAGUUCAAUAAAAGCUCAUAGUUUGUGGGAGGUCAUUACAAUUGCCAUUGUUAGUGCUAUUGUCAGCCUAAUUACUAUUGUGGGAAACAUCUUAGUUAUGGUUUCCUUUAAAGUAAACAGUCAACUGAAGACAGUCAACAACUAUUACCUUUUAAGCCUGGCCUGUGCUGACCUGAUUAUUGGAGUCUUUUCAAUGAACCUUUAUACUUCCUACAUUCUAAUUGGCCAUUGGUCCCUGGGUAGCCUUGCCUGUGAUUUGUGGCUUGCUCUUGAUUAUGUGGCCAGUAAUGCAUCAGUAAUGAACUUGCUAGUAAUUAGCUUUGACAGAUACUUUUCAAUUACAAGACCUUUAACCUAUAGAGCAAAACGUACCCCAAAAAGAGCUGGGCUUAUGAUAGGCCUAGCCUGGUUCAUAUCUUUCAUCCUGUGGGCUCCUGCCAUUCUGUGCUGGCAGUAUUUUGUGGGGGAGCGUACAGUUCCUCCAGAGGAAUGUCAGAUUCAAUUUCUUUAUGAGCCAAUUAUAACCUUUGGAACUGCUAUUGCUGCCUUCUACAUUCCUGUAUCUGUCAUGACAAUUCUUUAUUGUCGCAUCUACAAGGAGACAGAGAAGCGAACCAAAGAUCUGGCUGAGCUGCAAGGUUCCAGCUCUGUGGCUGACUUUGAGAUGAUGAAGCCACAGGGCGCACUUCUGAAAUCCUGUUUUAGCUGCAAACAGCAAACACUCACAAAGCGGGAAAGGUGCCAGGCAUCUUGGUCCUCCUCAAGUCGCAGCACUUCAGCCACUGGCAAAAUAUCUCAGAGCCCCAAUACCAGCAAUGAGUGGGCAAAAGAGGACCAACUGACCACUUGCAGCAGCUAUCCUUCCUCAGAUGAUGAAGACAAGCAAGGUAAGGAGGCUGUCUUCCAGGGCAAUUAUAAGAACCAAGUUGCAACUCAGAAGGAAGAAGAAGCUAAACAAAUUCUUUCAAAAGAGCAGCCAGCAUUGAAUGACUAUGACAGUGAGAGAUUCUUUUUGACCCCUGGCAAAGGACACUCACAAAAGGGUCAAAAGUGUGUUUCCUAUAAAUUCAGGAUUGUGGUGAAUGAUGAUGGUUCUCAGGAAGCGAGCAAUGGCUGCCGUAAAGUAAAAAUCACCCCUUGCUCCUCCAUGUCUAAGGGCCACUCUAUAAGAAGUAUGGACCCAAACAUUAAUAAUCAGCUCACUAAGCGCAAGAGGAUGGUUCUGAUCAAGGAGCGCAAAGCAGCACAGACACUAAGUGCCAUUCUUUUAGCUUUCAUCAUCACCUGGACCCCUUACAACAUCAUGGUUCUAGUCUCUACUUUUUGCUCCAACUGCAUCCCCUCCUCGCUCUGGCACCUGGGCUACUGGCUUUGCUAUGUUAAUAGUACAGUCAAUCCUAUUUGCUAUGCUCUUUGCAACAAAACAUUCAGAAAGACGUUUAAAAUGCUGCUACUGUGUCGAUGGAGGAAAAAAGGUGUGGAGGAGAAGCUUUAUUGGUAUGGACAGCAUCCUCCCAGCCAGAACAAGCUGCCAUGA
Messenger RNA from Bombina bombina (fire-bellied toad), 1584 nucleotides. It is a transcript of the gene CHRM5, whose product is annotated as cholinergic receptor muscarinic 5. The record is from RefSeq and is a predicted model, not a curated record. Gene Ontology annotation, biological process: G protein-coupled receptor signaling pathway, coupled to cyclic nucleotide second messenger; gastric acid secretion; chemical synaptic transmission. Gene Ontology annotation, cellular component: synapse; plasma membrane; dendrite. Gene Ontology annotation, molecular function: G protein-coupled serotonin receptor activity; G protein-coupled acetylcholine receptor activity. The transcript has a single exon. Lineage: Eukaryota; Metazoa; Chordata; Amphibia; Anura; Bombinatoridae. Bases 1 to 1584 code for a protein of 527 amino acids.